UGGUGGCUGUGUACGGUGUAUGGGGAGUCUUAGUGCAUCAUGUCAGAGGCUGCAGCUUUGGUUUCUGUUCAGCAGUCCCUCAGACGAUGCUUUGACAUUAUAGAGAAGCACCAUGAAGAAUGGAAACUUGCCAUAAUGGAGUGUGAUUCCAUGGUUGUUACCUUGAGUAACCUGGCAGAGCAGCUGAAGGCUUGUAAUAAAGUUACUUUUGAAAAGACUCCUUUAAACAUAUUUAGUGAUCUGCAAGAUCGGCUUUUCUUUAAACUUAAGCUUGCUAUGGAUCUUACCUUAGAAAAGCUGAAUGAUAAGAUGUGUACACUUCAAAAGGUGAGGGACACUGUAAGUCACCAGGUGGCAUCUCUCCUUUAUAUUUAUGAAAUGAAUAUGGAGAAACUUGGACUUGAUGCUUCACUCAAGCGUUCAUCUCUUAGUCCUUCUGUAGCUGACAUGCUAGAGUGGCUGCAAGACAUAGAGAAGUAUUAUAGAAACCAAUGUAUCAAGCGGAAGCUUCUGUUACAGGUAGAUCACGAUCGCUUAUCAGAAAUACAGGGUUUGCCUCGUGCUUGGAAAGAGCUGGAAGACAAAUCGGCAGCAAAGCAGCAGUUAAUACAAGAUACCUUGCUUAGCGUGUCGUUAUUUCGUGAAGCUACAUGUGAAAAAGACUGACUUCAUUUUGACAAGAGGAAGAUUACAGAUCUCAUUUCAGAUUAUCAGCUUUCUGCACAAGAGGUUAUAUAGCAAAUUUGUGCCAUAACUUUCUGAUACAAACAACAGAAAUCCAAUUCUUUGGAUAUUGGUCUAGUUUUAAAAGACUCGUCUGUUUCAUCGAGGAGGGAGCCUACGUACCGUGGUCCAUAGAUCAUCUGAU
This is a messenger RNA of Nanorana parkeri, 868 nucleotides long. It is a transcript of the gene AIRIM, whose product is annotated as chromosome unknown C1orf109 homolog. The record is from RefSeq and is a predicted model, not a curated record. Lineage: Eukaryota; Metazoa; Chordata; Amphibia; Anura; Dicroglossidae. The transcript has 5 exons. Gene Ontology annotation, cellular component: cytoplasm; nucleus. Bases 40 to 666 code for a protein of 208 amino acids.